This is a messenger RNA of Prosopis cineraria, 1522 nucleotides long. Its product is annotated as histone deacetylase 8-like. Lineage: Eukaryota; Viridiplantae; Streptophyta; Magnoliopsida; Fabales; Fabaceae. The record is from RefSeq and is a predicted model, not a curated record. The coding region runs from base 149 to 1294 and encodes 381 amino acids. The transcript has 3 exons.
UUAAAAAAUUCCUCCUCCAAAAAGUGAAAACCAAACAAGCCUAAAAUUUGCAGGUGCUCAAGUCCGCUAGCGUUAUCUUCUAGUCUCGAAGAACAAUCUAAUCCCCAAUCCUCAACCAAGGAAACAAAGAUAUCUAGUUCAGUGUUGUAUGGCUGAAUCACUGAGCUCGCCAACGAAUCGAAUUGAUGUGUUCUGGCACGAGGAUAUGCUGAAGCAUGACGCUGGUAAUGGAGUAUUUGACACAGGAACCGACCCUGGCUUCUUGGAGGUGUUGGAGAAGCAUCCGGAAAAUUCAGACAGGAUCCGAAAUAUGGUUUCUAUACUCAAAAGAGGACCAAUCUCCCCUUACAUUUCUUGGCACCUUGGCUCUCCUGCUCUUCUCCCGCAACUGCUUUCUUUCCACACUUCUGAAUACAUAAAUGGACUGGUACAAGCAGACAAAGAAGGUGGAAAGAUUCUAUGUGCUGGAACAUUCUUAAACCCGGGAUCAUGGGAUGCUGCACUUCUUGCUGCUGGAACCACAAUAUCUGCAAUGAAGCAUAUACUUGAUGGCCAUGGGAAAAUAGCAUAUGCAUUGGUUAGGCCCCCUGGUCAUCAUGCUCAGCCUACUCAAGCUGAUGGUUACUGCUUCCUUAACAAUGCUGGUCUUGCCAUCCAGUUAGCUUUAGAUUCUCGGUGUAGAAAAGUUGCAGUGAUAGACAUUGAUGUUCAUUAUGGAAAUGGUACAGCAGAGGGAUUUUAUCAGUCUGAUAAAGUUCUUACCAUCUCCCUCCAUAUGAACCAUGGAUCAUGGGGUCCUUCAAAUCCUCAGACUGGAUCUGUUGAUGAACUUGGUGAAGGAGAAGGUUAUGGCUAUAACUUGAACAUUCCUCUGCCGAAUGGAACUGGGGACAAGGGAUAUGUAUAUGCCUUCAAUCAUUUGGUGGUUCCAUCAAUCGAGAAAUUUGACCCUGAUGUUCUAGUUUUGGUUAUUGGGCAAGACUCAAGUGCUUUUGAUCCCAAUGGAAGGCAAUGCUUAACAAUGGAGGGCUAUAGGGGAAUUGGACAGAUAGUACGGGCUCUUACGGACAAGCACUGUGAUGGACGGCUUCUAAUUGUUCAGGAGGGUGGAUACCAUGUCACAUAUUCAGCAUAUUGUCUCCAUGCAACACUUGAGGCUGUUCUUAAUCUACCAUUGCCUCUGCUACAAGAUCCUGUUGCUUAUUACCCUGAGGACGAGACAUUCUCAGUGGAAGUUAUAGAAGCCAUAAAAAAAUAUCAGAAAGAUAAAGUGCCCUUCUUGAAGACAGCUUAACUUGGAGUACUUCCUUUCACACUUCAUGAUAUCUGAUUCAAGGAGCGGUACCAACGAUGUGUAAUUAACUCAAUCUUAAGCAGUUAUCUGGCUUUGGCAUUUCACUGUUCUCUCCUGUGCAUUUUUUCUUUUCUCUCCUGUGCAUUUUUUCUUUAACAGUCCCCCUUUACAAUGGCUUCUAAACUUGGCUCCAAUAAGUUAUGAUGGUGAUAAUGAAGUUUUCAUAGA